This is a messenger RNA of Oncorhynchus kisutch (coho salmon), 6052 nucleotides long. Its product is annotated as calcium/calmodulin-dependent 3',5'-cyclic nucleotide phosphodiesterase 1B. Gene Ontology annotation, biological process: signal transduction. The transcript has 14 exons. The record is from RefSeq and is a predicted model, not a curated record. Gene Ontology annotation, molecular function: 3',5'-cyclic-nucleotide phosphodiesterase activity. The coding region runs from base 465 to 2027 and encodes 520 amino acids. Lineage: Eukaryota; Metazoa; Chordata; Actinopteri; Salmoniformes; Salmonidae.
UCUUUCUCGGGACAGAGAACUGUGGGUGGUUCAGUUGAACAGUAGGCUAUCUGAGAGAACUUUGGGUGGUUCAGUUGAACAGUAGGCUAUCUGAGAGAACUUUGGGUGGUUCAGUUGAACAGUAGGCUAUCUGAGAGAACUUUGGGUGGUUCAGUUGAACAGUAGGCUAUCUGAGAGAACUUUGGGUGGUUCAGUUGAACAGUAGGCUAUCUGAGAGAACUUUGGGUGGUUCAGUUGAACAGUAGGCUAUCUGAGAGAACUUUGGGUGGUUCAGUUGAACAGUAGGCUAUCUGAGAGAACUUUUUGCUUUCUAGUAUUUUCUGGGGAGUCUCUCUCAGUUCUCUGUGUCACUGUGCCUGAGCUCUGAGCUUAGGGCUGUAAGAGACAGUACCUUUGGGCUGUGCAGGCAGUGUCUAACUGUGGGCUAUAAGGGGUUGUAAAGGUUUUGCCUUACUGUGGGCUGGAUGGCUGAGCUGGUGAGAGUGAGGAAGAAACAUCUCCAGACACCUAUCUCCAGGCUGAGGUGUAUGGUCAAGCAAUUGGAAGAGAAAGAUGUGGACUUCGAAAAUCUGAAGAAGAACUUGGACUACACAGCAUCCUUACUGGAAGCUGUUUACAUUGAUGGAACCAGACAGGGUCUGGACACAGAGGACGACCUCCAGAAGCUGCACUCUGAUGGCGUGCCCACGGAGGUCACUGAUUGGCUGGCUUCAACCUUCACUCAGAGGGCCCGCCACCCCGCCCGCCGCUCUGACGACAAACCAAAGUUCCGCAGCAUCGUCCACGCAGUGCAGGCUGGGAUCUUUGUCGAGAGGAUGUUCCGAAGGGCCUACACUGCUGCCAUGCCUGACCAACCUGCAGCAGUAGUUAACUGUCUCAGGGACAUUGACCGGUGGAACUUUGAUGUGUUUGCCCUGAACACAGCCAGUGAUGACCACGCACUACAGACGCUGGUCUUCGAGCUGGUGACACGAUACGAACUCAACAGCAGAUUCAAGAUCCCAAUCUCCUGUCUGAUGUCCUUCUUGGAGAAGCUGGAGAAAGGCUACAGUAAACACAGCAACCCCUACCACAGCAGUGUCCACGCAGCCGACGUCACACAAACCCUACACUGUCUGCUCUUACGUACAGGACUAGUGCACUGGUUGACUGAACUGGAGGUUCUGGCGUCCCUGUUUGCUGCGGCCAUCCAUGACUACGAACACACUGGAACUACCAACGACUUCCACAUUCACACAAAGUCAGACUUUGCUAUGAUCUACAACGACCGGUCAGUCCAGGAAAGCCACCACAUCAGUGCUGCGUUCCAUCUUCUACAGGACGACCAAUCCAACAUCUUCAUGAACCUCUCCAGAGAACAGUGGAUGGAGCUGCGAGCGCUGGUGAUAGAGAUGGUGUUGGCUACAGACAUGUCGUCUCACCUUGUCCAGGUCAAAGCCAUGAAGGGGUGUCUGCAGCAGCACGAAGGCAUAGACAAACCAAAAGCGCUGUCCCUACUACUGCACACUGCAGACAUCAGCCACCCCUCUAAGCCCUGGAGUCUACACUCUCGCUGGACCAAAGCCCUCAUGGACGAGUUCUUCAGACAGGGUGACAGAGAGGCAGAGCUUGGUCUUCCCUUCUCUCCACUGUGUGAUCGGAACAGCACCCUGGUCGCAGAGUCACAAAUAGGUUUCAUAGACUUCAUAGUAGACCCUACGUUCUCCCUACUGACUGACGUGGCUGAGAAGAUAGUCAUUCCCCUGGUGGAAGACAACCCAGGCCCACCGGACCCCUGCAAUCGACAUAGUAAUCUGUGGAAGGAGAGUUCCAGAGGACUACAGUGGAGCUUGUCUCACAUCACCUCAGAACUGGUCAGCUUCAGAUCCACCUGGACACGACACACAGAAGACAACAAGUUCAAAUGGAAGGAGAGCGGCUCCAAUGGGCUCUUGGAUCAGAUCGUGUCGAAGGAGCCGUUGGCUGGUGAAGACGAUGAGCUCUCUGAACAACUGCUGCAGACCCCUUCUAAUGAUGCUAAACAGUAGAUAGGCCUCUCAUGUAGUAUGAUGCCUAUGUAAACGAUAUGUAAAUGGAGGGUUGGGGAGAACUGUUUACAUGUAAUCUUUUACAUGUAAUCUGAUAAUAAUACAAACAUGUAACUGUAAUCAGCUACUUUACCAGCUAAAAUAUUGUAAAUGGAUUCCAAAUACUUUUGAAAAACUAGAUGAUUACUUCUUCAAUUACUUUAAAAUUCAGAAAGGAUGUUUGGGAAAGAAUACAGUAUGCCACCUUUCUGUUUCUCAAUGACAUUCAAUUCAGCACUGAAAAAAGGUGCCAGUUUAUGUUUGUUCCACCUGGUUUGAUGGAUCGUUUCCAUCUUCUUCUGAUGUCUCUUAAGGAGAAAGUAAUCAGUUGACAUUACAGAGUGGAGGGGAAAGUAAUCCAAAAGUAACUGAAAGUAAUCAGAUUAUGUUACUGAGUUAAGGGGAUAGUAAUCCAAAAGUAACUGAAAGUAAUCAGAUUAUGUUACUGAGUUAAGGGGAUAGUAAUCCAAAAGUAACUGAAACUGAGUUUGGGUAUCCAAAAGUUAAGUUACUGAUUACAAUUUUGGACAGGUAACUAGUAACUGUACCUGAUUACAUUUAGAAAGUAAUCUAUCCAACCCUGUGUAAAUUAUAGUAAUUUAAUGAAGAUUACCAAAACAUGCUGGUCAUGUUUUAUGCUAAUUACCAUACAUGAUUUUACGGUGGUUUGCUUGCAAUUUGUUAACCAGUUAGGAAAACUUUCAUGGAGAAACUUAGCAAAGAUCAUGUAUCAUGGGUAACAUGGGUAGCAUGUAUGUUACAUGGAAUAGACGGGUAAUGUCAAAGGUACCAGCAGUGAAAGGCUGGCCUUAUCAUGUGGAAGAUGUACGAUGUAAUCAUGUAACUGUUGUUGUUGAUGUAAAGUACAACAAGACAAAGAGUUUUCUACUUCUUUAUAUUCUACCAGUACCACUGAGGAGAUGCUGAUGUGCUUUAUAUUCUACCCUUACCACUGAGGAGAUGUUGAUGUGCUUUAUAUUCUACCCUUACCACUGAGGAGAUGUUGAUGUGCUUUAUAUUCUACCCUUACCAUGGAGGAGAUGUUGAUGUGCUUUAUAUUCUACCCAUACCACUGAGGAGAUGUUGAAGAGUGAUUCUUUAUCUAAUUCUUCAUCUGUUUUCUUUGAAUCCAAAGAAUUGGAAUCGUGAACUAUACUGAACAUACAGGAUAUCAGUAGCCAUUGUCCCAGAUCAUUAGCCAACUCUUCUGACUAUCAGCCAGGAACAUAGCCUGGAGACCCAUCUAUAGCCAAACUAGCAUUUCUUCUCCACGAUGAGUCUUGAUUUGCUUGCCUCCCUUAAGUUUUGUAGAAUGGGGACACAUUCUGAUCAUUCUGAUUGGUUCCAGAAACCGGUGGGCUGGGCCAGAGCCGGCCUACAUGAUGACCGUAUCAACUUUGAUACUCUGAUUGGUUAGAUUGAUUAGAGACCAUCCAAUCACUGAUUUAAUUGUUUUGUACAACGCCCCUCAUUUUCACAGCAGCACAAAUGACUUCUGGGAUGGCAGUUUCAGAUUUCAGGAUGGCACAGUCAUAGAGCAGAAUAAUUCACUUCAGUAUGACGCGUCAGGCAACCCAGAACUGCCAUAUUGUACAAGUCUUAUAUCUUUAAUGUUGUGAUUCUGAGGCCAUCCUACUAUGGACACGGCACAUCAAAGACAUGACAGACAGUAAUAGUCAGGAGAGUUGAAUGAAGCACUGCAGAUCUGGGACCAGGCUGAGAUAUCAGUCCAAUCCUGCAGCAGAGUUCUGUUCACUGGUCCUCCAGUAGGAGGAGCCAAAACUGUGGGGAGGAAGAUUGAACCAGGCUACAGUGGUAUUAUGAAAUGCAUUGGGUGAAAACUGGUCACGUUGUGAAAUAUUUAUGUGUUUUAUGCUCGCAGCACCACGUCUAUUGAAUAAUUGAUAAUAGGGUUUUGUUAUAAGUCAACCUUACUUACUCAACAUUAUAGGUCAGUGAUGCAACACUAAAGUCAGAGCCGUAUUGUUGGCCUACUAUGGGUAGUUCUUGGCAUGAAUUAAAAUGGAUUAUAAAUUGGGUGGUUCGAGCCCUGAAUGCUGAUUGGCUGACAGCCGUGGUAUAUCAGACCGUAUACCACGGGUAUGACAAAACAUGUAUUUUUACUGCUGUACUUACGUUGGUAACCUGUUUAUAAUAGGAAUAAGGCACCUCUGGGGUUUGUGAUAUAUGACCAAUAUAUCAUGGCUAAGGGCUAUAUCAAGGCACUCCACUUCGCGUCUUGCUUAAGAACAACCCUUAGCCGUGGUAUAUUGGCCAUAUACCACACCCCCUUGGGCCUUAUUGCUUAAUUAUAGCAUGGAUUAUGAUUUUGGAAUAUGUUUUGUUUAAAGAAGUAAACACAAACGCUUGUCCAAUUUCAACACUUCAUUGUAUCAAACCAUUUUUUUUUAAAUUACAUGUGUAAUCAUUACCAAGUCAAACAAAGUUGAACUAAAAUGCAGAUAUAGAUGGAUUUCAUGUACCGUAAUUUAUCAUUAAUAAAAAUUAAAUAAAUACACAAUCAGGUAUGGUGUUCAUACAUUGAAAAUGAAUUACAAGAUAAUGUUUUUAACAGAUGUAGAGUGUUCAAUGCUAAAUAACUAGAAAACUUUCUAUAAGCAGAAUAUAAUUGUGGGUCAGAUUCCCGGGACCACCCAUACAUAAAACAUAGGAACACAUGACUGGAAGUAUGUUACUGUUAUGUUGAAAUCCUUACACCUGUCUAAUUCAGUAGACCUCUCUAAAUUGACAUAAUGUCGUUCAUUUGCUGUGUACUAUACAUACAGUACAUUGAAGUAAUAAGCCUAAUCUGUCAUCAAAAUUAUAUGAUGACGCUGAUGAAUAUAUUAGGUCUAAAAUGUCACCCAAUCAGGACCCUAAUGUUACAUCAGUGAAGCAGAGUAUGGGAUCGAACUAGUGGAAAACAAAUAUAUUUACCAAAGAUAAAAUAAGUUACAUAUGGAUGUUGUUACGGUACAGAAAACAAUACGAUAUACUGGUAGUGAAAUGAUGUACUGGGGGGAGUAUAGAACAAAGGGGUGUGUAGUACUAAAUCUGUACUAUGCAUGACUGGGAUGUCAAUAGACACGUAAAUAGAUGUUUUUUUAGUUUUUAAAAGGUCAAAGUUUACCCAGAGUCCUGUCCAAUGAAUUGGUCCCUUAAUCAGAUAUGUUUUGGAGACUUCAGAGACUCAAAUAGACGGAGACCCAAAACACUCUGAUCACAGCUCCAGAUUGGGUCAUUGAGGAUUCCCAGGAUGCCUCCCAAAUAAGCACCGUGUCCCCAAUAAUACAGUAGUACACUACUCCAUUUGGCUCUGGUCAAAGGUAGUGUACUAUAUGAGGAAUGAUGUGCCCUAAGUGAUGCAGUGAUACUGCCCUGUGACUCUUAAAAAUAGACAAUGUUAUUGUCGUGGCACAAAUAUGUGUUGUGGCACAAAUAUGAAUAAGGACUAAAUGCUGUUCUUGUUGUUGUUGUUUAUGCAAGUCUCUUUUGGCCCACCGAGGUCUAGUUCCUUCAAGAGUCCUGGGCGGAAUGUCUAAAACAUCAAAUCAAUCUUAGAAUAAUCAUGAGACAAUAUUUGGAUUUAUGAGUAUUAUACAAUGACCAUGUUAGACAUGUGAGUGCUAGGCCGUUACAGUUUGUGUAUACAACAAACCAAAAACUGUCGUGAAAAAUACCCAAAUAUUUCCUGUCCUGGUUUGGAACAUUAGACAAUUAGUUACAGAUUAGUAGGGGCAAUCAAAUGAGUAAAUCAAAAGAAACAAUAAACGCCUAGUCAUAAAUAAACGCCUAGUCAUCUCUCCACCUGCACGGUAUAGUACCUGACCGGACAUACAUCCUGAUGUCUCCGUAUCUACAGUGUGUCUGUUUAUCAAAAGGAUGAUCACUUGUCUGUCUGUUGUCUGUAGUUAUUGACUGAACAGCAGGUCCCAAAUGGCAAACUAUUCCCUACAUGGUGCACUAUUUUUGUCCAGAGCCCUGUG